AUGUCCAAAACGAGAAGGCUGCAAGAAACAACAGUAACAGCAUCGACAGCCGGAGCAACUCAAGCAGUCGCAGUGGUAGGCAAAACAGCUCAAGGGACAGCAGCGACAGCCGGGGCAGCACAAGCAGCUGCAGCCGUAGCCGGAACAGCUCAAGCACCACCAGCAACAGUUCAAGCAGCGAAAACCGGGGCAGCGAAAGCAACCGCAGUGGUAGACGGAACAGUUCAAGCAACAGCAGCGACAACCGAAACAGUUCAAGCAGCACAGCGCCCGCCGAAGCAGCUCAAGCAGCGGCAUCUGUAUGGUUUUAAUCUUUUUUUUAACUUUCUUAUCUAUCUAUUUCUCUCUCUCUCUCUCUCUCUCUCUCUCUCUCUCUCUCUCUCUCUAUCUAUCUAUCUAUCUAUCUAUCUUAUGUUUUCAUCUCGAACUAUCCUUUUCCCUUUCAAUCUAUCUAUCUAUCUAUCUAUCUAUCUAUCUAUCUAUCUAUAUCACUAUAAUCAUAUCUAUCUAUCUCAGUUAUAUUCAUAUCUAAGUAUAAUCAUAUCUAUCUAUCUAUCUAUCUAUCUAUAUCUAUCUAUCUAUCUAUCUAACCAUAAAUCUCAUAUAAUUAUAUCUAUCGAUAUUAAUGUAAUAAUAUCUAUCUAUCUAUCUAUCUAUCUAUCUAUCUAUCUAUCUAAACAUAUUAUAUCUAUUUAUCUAGCAAUCUGUCUACCUAUCGAUAAUAUCUAUCUAUCCAUCUAUCUCCGUAUAAAUAUAUCUAUCCUAUUCUUCUUCUUCUUCUUCUUCUUCUUCUUCUUCUUCUUUUUCUUCUUCUUCUUCUUCUUCUUCUUCUUUGCUCUUCUUCUUCGCCCUUCUUCUUCUUCUUUUUCUUCUUCUUCUUCUACUACUUCUUCUUCGCCCUUCUUCUUCUUCUUCUUCGCCCUUCUUCUUCUUCUUUUUCUUCUCCUUCUUAUUCUUCGCCCUCUUCUUCUUCUUCUUCUUCUUUGCCCUUCUUCUUCGCCCUUCUUCUUCUUUUUCUUCUUCUUCUUCUUCUUUGCCCUUCUUCUUCGCCCUUCUUCUUCUUCUUUUUCUUCUUCUUCUUCGCUCUUCUUCUUCUUCUUCUCCUCCUCCUCCUCCCCCUUCUUCUUCUUCUUCUUCUUCUUCGCUCCUCUUCUUCUUAUUCGCCCCUCUUCUUCUACAUGCAUUGGCUCUUCACAUCUCCAUUAUUUUGAUACAUCCUUUUUACUUUCUUUAUUUUUGUCAUGUUCUUUAUUUUUCUUUUCACACUUUCUUUCUCAUCUUCUUUUUAAUAGUUUUUUUCCUGCUUCCGUUUCCUUUUAUCCUACUUCCUCUUCCUUUUUCCGCUUCGCGUCUGCGCAGUUUCAUUUUUUUUUCACGCCACUAUUUCCAAUCAUUCUCAUUUCCUUCGUGUGUAAGAUCAAGACUUUCUUCUCGCCGUCCUCUUUUUCUUCUGCUAAUAUUUUUUAUCUAUCUAUCUAUCUAUCUAUCUAUCUAUCUAUCUAUCUAUCUAUCUAUCUAUUUCAAUAUAUAUUGGUUUGGUCAUCUAUCUAUCUAUCUAUCUAUCUAUCUAUCUAUCUCACCAAUCACAAGUCUGUUACAGCCGGUGUACUCUCUCUUUAUAUACCAAUAUCUAUCUAUCUAUCUACUGAUAACUAUUUAUCUAUCUAUCUAUCUAUCUAUCUAUCUAUCUAUCUAGCAGUUUGUUUGAAUCUAUCUAUCUAUCUGUCUAACCCAUACAUACGUCGUGCGAUCUAUUAUUUCAUUUCUUUCUUUCUUUCUUUCUUUCUUUCUUUCUUUCUUUCUUUCUUUCUUUCUUUCUUUCUUUGCCCGCCAAUCUAUCUAUCUAUCUAUCUAUCUAUCUAUCUAUCUAUCUAUCUAUCUAUCUAA
Molecule: messenger RNA, 1887 nt
Organism: Acanthosepion pharaonis
Lineage: Eukaryota; Metazoa; Mollusca; Cephalopoda; Sepiida; Sepiidae
Source: the annotation of a GenBank genome assembly